AUGUCUGCACCUCAGGAAGCCCCAGCUCCAGUGGAGGGCGUGGACGUCGUCCGCAAGUACGACCACUCUCGCGACGAGCAUGCCCUCAAGAUGCUCGUCGGCCAGGGCAUCAUGGAAGGCCUUGCUCGGGCCAAUAACAAAAUCAUCACCAGCCCCUUCGUCCUGCUCCCCAUCAUUCUCAUAGGACUGGUGAUCAGCCACUAUGCCGGAUUCGCCAUCAACAGCAAUCCCUUGAGCUACAUCUACCCGCUCGUCGGCCCUGCCCUCGCCCUCCUCCCUCUUCUGGCAUCUAUCGAGUACCUCCAACGACCUGCUUUCACCGCCCGUUUGCGCAAGACGAUCGGGUCGCUCGAUAUGAUCAAGCCUUCCGUCUACUAUGCUCCCGCACAGAGCGGUGUGUGGGUAUUUGAACAUGAGGGGAGUGUUGUGGGCGCUGUAUGCCUGGAUGCGGGGGAACAGGCCUUGGAGAAGCUCAGUAGUGUCUUGGGAGAGGAAGACGGGCAGGUGACAGGGGAAAAGGGCGUAGUGGGUGAGCUACAGUUAGUACCCAAAAAGGCAGAGAGCAACUCUGGUCUUCGAAAGCGACCUACUGUCUCAGGUGCCAACAACGAGACCCGCUCCGUCAUUGCCCGGAUAAGACAUCUAGACGUCGACCAGCCAUACCGCAAAAGUGGCGUUGGGAGUGAACUGUUGCUCACAGCGCUGGAUCACACGUUCGACGUCUCUGUUCAAUCUCCUUGUCGUAUCGAGAAGGUUUACGUGUACACGAACCCUAUGUCGGUGGACGGCGACAAAUUGCUCAUCAAGUGCGGCUUUGUCCCUGUGACAGAGGGGGAAGCGGGGGCCGACUGGGAGGACAGCGAGAAGAUAGGGCUGUUUGGCUGGAAGGGGAGAUGGAUGAGUGUAAGCCGUGAUAGAUGGUUGGAAAAUCGGACCGAGAUCUUGGCGAAGAACCGAUAG
Molecule: messenger RNA, 960 nt
Organism: Cryptococcus wingfieldii CBS 7118
Lineage: Eukaryota; Fungi; Basidiomycota; Tremellomycetes; Tremellales; Cryptococcaceae
Exons: 2
Coding region: 1-960 (319 amino acids)
Molecular function (GO): N-acetyltransferase activity
Source: RefSeq, a predicted model, not a curated record